This is a messenger RNA of Bufo bufo (common toad), 951 nucleotides long. Its product is annotated as alpha-1,4-N-acetylglucosaminyltransferase-like. Lineage: Eukaryota; Metazoa; Chordata; Amphibia; Anura; Bufonidae. Gene Ontology annotation, biological process: protein O-linked glycosylation. Gene Ontology annotation, molecular function: acetylglucosaminyltransferase activity. The transcript has 2 exons. Bases 1 to 951 code for a protein of 316 amino acids. The record is from RefSeq and is a predicted model, not a curated record.
AUGCCUAUGCUUCCCCCAAAUAUUAGCAUAUAUCCCAAAAAUAUAUUUAAGGGUGGAAAUGGGAUCUUUUUUCUAGAGACCACAGACAGAAUGGAGCCACCAUCCUUGGUCUUAUGUGCAAUUGAAUCAGCAGCUCGAGUGUAUCAUGAUCGACCAAUAGGCUUCUUUAUGAAGGGGCUGCAUGAUAUAGAAACAGAAGAAGAUAUCAACAGAACCAGGAAUCUUUUUCCGACUCUCUCAUCUUUUCAUAAUGUCCAUAUACUGCCUCUGAGAUUUGAGGAAUUGUUUAAUAACACACCGCUUCAAUCAUGGUAUGAAAAGGUUAAACCGCAGAAGGAAGUUUACUGGAUUCAUGUUUUAUCAGAUGCAUGCAGACUUGCAAUUAUAUGGACCUUUGGAGGAAUAUAUAUGGACACUGAUAUCAUCUCCACCCAACCUAUCCCAUCAGAUCAUUUUUUUGCACCUCAGUCCACAGAUAUUUUUAGCAAUGGUGUGUUUGGGCUUCCUCGAAUACAUUCUUUGGCAUGGGAGUUCAUGGACAGCUUUGUUCAGAACUAUAGAGGUGAAGAAUGGGGCCACCAAGGACCAGCACUUAUAACACGAGUUUUAAAACAUAAAUGCAAAAAUGUUGAAAUUAGUCUUAAGGAAAAUGUAACUUGCGGGACACUAACUUUUUUUGUUCCAGACUGCUUUUACCCAGUUCCGUAUCAUGAAUGGAAGAAAUAUUUCAUACAAUGGGAUACUUUUCCAACUUUCAAUAAUUCAUUUGGUUUGCACCUCUGGAACUUUAUGAAUAAAAAUGGGAAAACCAUGGUACCAGGAAGCAACACCCUGGUAGAACAUUUAUACAGCAAAAAUUGUCCCUGUCUUUAUGAAUUAGAAAGGAAGAAACAUGAAUACCAGAUGUUAAUAGCCUCAAACCAGAUCAACAAAACAAAUGGAGAUCACUAA